Messenger RNA from Ceratotherium simum simum (southern white rhinoceros), 711 nucleotides. The record is from RefSeq and is a predicted model, not a curated record. Lineage: Eukaryota; Metazoa; Chordata; Mammalia; Perissodactyla; Rhinocerotidae.
AUGUUUCCUGAUUCAGUUCCUUCCAACCAAGCCUCCACGUCUGGCCUGUGGCAGACUUCUGGUUCUAGCAUCCUUAGUUCAGCUGGAGCAGAUGAUAAACUCUGCCCACUUUUCCAGCUUCUGCCUGUUGUUGCCCGGAUACUUCAGCCAACAGAAAAAUUACAGCCAGGAGAAACAAUACCAGAUAAUUUCUACCAAGAAAAAAGAAUCAUUCCCUCUCACAAACCCUACAUCGCCAUUGUGCGCCUCUGUGGCCUCCUAACCCACAAAGAGGAGCCAGUGCCACUGAAGAGCAUCUCUGUGACCUUGUCGAUUUGUGAGUUUGUGGCUGGUGUGUCUGCUACCUUAAACUAUGAGAAUGAGGGGAAAGUUCCCUUGGAGGCCUUCUUUCCCAUGGAUGGAGACUCAGCUGUCUACAGCAUCAAGGCCAUGGUGGAUGGGAAGAAAAUUAUGGCAGAAUUACAGGACAAGAUGAAAGCCCACACCAACUAUGAGAAUGCCAUCAGCCAGGGCCACCAGGCCUUCCUAUUGGAGGAGGACAUGAGCUCCAGGGAUGUCUUCUGUUGCAAUGUGGGGAACCUUCACCCUGGAUCAAAGGUGGCACUCACCCUGAAGUAUGUGCAGGAGCUGCCCCUGGAAGCAGAUGGGGCCCUGCGCUAUGUGCUCCCAGCUAUCCUGAACCCUUGAUACCGUUACUCUUGAUGGUAUGAA